Molecule: messenger RNA, 894 nt
Organism: Pneumocystis jirovecii RU7
Lineage: Eukaryota; Fungi; Ascomycota; Pneumocystomycetes; Pneumocystales; Pneumocystaceae
Exons: 10
Coding region: 1-894 (297 amino acids)
Source: RefSeq, a predicted model, not a curated record
AUGCACAGCACAGCGUACAUUGUAUGCACAGCACCAUCUACAGUGUCUGCACAGCGCGCCCUGGAACCGCAUCCCGCUGAAGACGCGCACCCUCGUCCUCAACAGGAUUGUCUCGUGCCUUGCGGGCGGGCGCAACAAGAUGAUGGCGGCAAAGGCGUAGGUGUACGAGCUAUUCAAUGCCGAAAUGUCGGGCACAGGCCUGGCAAUUCGGACGCCAGAAACCCUGACGAAUGUGUCGAAGAGCGAGGUGCCGCUGAUCGUCUCGAGCUGGGGGGGGAAUGCAGUCGUCAAAUUUGUCGUUCAGAGCUUGGUGGGGAACGCGGGGUGGAGCAGUGUGACGAGGGAGGGCAUCCAGUACCACAUUGGGAGCAUACCGGACAAGAAGGGCAAGACGUUUGUGUCGGACGUGCGGUGCAUGGUAACGGUUGGGGAGGCGGGGGGCUUCCGGCCGGUGGCGACAUAUGCAAGGCGGGCGAGGAAGCCGCUGCAACGGAAGCUCGUGAAGAACGCGGAUGGGACGUUCAGCACGGAGUCGCAGAGGCUGGUGUUGAUGGACCGGAAGUGAGUUUUGUGGAGCUGGGGGCGAAAGGCGACGGGCAGAGGGCUGACGAGGGUAGCGCUGGGCAUUUCGCUGGACGAUCUGAUCGAGGGUUAUGUGCAGACGGUGCUGAGUGUGAUCGCGAUCGACAAGCUGGCGACGCGACUUAUCGAUGCGGAGACGGGGGAGUUCAAGAUGGAGCUUUUCCGGGCGCUGAAUCCGGACGACCCUCUGCUGGAGGAGAUUCUGCAGGAAGUGCUUUUAUACAAGUUGAUUUUGUCCACAAGAUUUACAAGCCCAUGAGGUAUUCUGCAUGCCCUGGGAGAGUGCAGGAUGAGUUAAAAGCAGAUCUUUAG